GUGAUAGAAACAGAGAGUCAGAAUGGAGGAUCUGGCAGAGUAUCAUGGGGACAUCAGUAAGAAAAGAGCAGAAGAGAUCUUGAGUAAGGCAGGCAGAGACGGCAGCUAUCUGAUCAGAGACAGUGAACGUUUACCGGGUUCAUACUGCGCGUGUGUGCUGUGUGGUGAAUGGGUGUACACCUACAGAGUUUUCAAACAAAAGGACGGCUACUGGACAAUUGAGACAGCUCCUGGGACAAAAGAAAGAUUCUUUAGAAAAGUCAGUAAUCUUAUUUCUGCUUUCAAGAUCCCGGACCAAGGAAUCAGCGUUCCGCUUCUCUAUCCUGUGAAUAAACCAAAACAUCAACAAUAACACAAAGAUAAACACCUCAAAACACACCAUGUUAUUUGUUGUAUAUUUUUGUAAAUAAAACAACUAUAUGGCCUUUGUGAACUUUUUUAUUUUUUCCAUCUAAACCACUAAACAGUACACAUGACUUUGCCUGGAGUCCUGGUUCAUUUCUAACCCUCAUUACUCUUCGGGUUUUGUUUGGGAACUCACGAAAGCUUGUUUCCUCUUUACAAAAUAUCAACAGUUUCUUCUGAUGUCGGUUGUAAAGCUUCUUCUUGAGAUUAAAACUAAACUAUUCUGUUAAAGUGUUUUAAGAUGCGUUUCAUUUAGCGCUAAUAUUAAACAUAAACAUUAAACACAAUUAACUUUGAUUUGAAUUGUGUGUGAUGAAAUUCAGAGAUUAACAAGACACGUACACGUCUGGCCUGUUUUUUUUUCAGUUUAACAGACUGAACAUUGGACUAACAGAAAAGGUAAGUCCAAUGAAAAUAAAACAAGAGGAGCAGCAUAUGAUUUGUGAAAUAUCAUUGUGUGUUUGUCCUGAACUAUGUUAGAUAUUAACAUUCACAUAUUUGUCUUCUGCUAGCUGAUCCCUAAAAGUAAAAUCUCAAACAGAAGAGAGAAUUAGCUUUUUAAAUCAUUAUGAUCCUUUAAAAUGACAUACUGCAGAAUCAGUUUAUGUCUGAAUCAAAACUAACUCUGACACGACAAACACACAUGCAGAAACAAAGACGAACAGGUUACAUUUGCAUUUUUAUUCAUAAAAAGGCCACAGCCCAAAUUACUUUGUUUUUAAAUAGGCAUGUUUUACAAACGGCAUUAAUCUGUGUACAUAAAGCCCAUCAGCCAAAUAUACACCACAGGAACGUGUUUGGCCAAAGUGAGGACAUUGAACUUCUUUAGUACUUUUGUGAGAGAAUUUGAUCAUUAACCAAACGUUACUUUGUCAGUUCAUCAAUGAUGGUGAUUAUGACAAAGAUGCAAACUAAGAGAAAAAAACAAGUAUUUCCCACCACAUUUUUUUUUCUUCGUGCAACGUAAUCGUACUUGUAUUGAUCAUUUGCAAAACGUCUGAAACAUAUUGUGCCUUGGGAGCACCUCUCACGCAAAUCCGUUAAAUAUUUGCACGUCCUAAAAAUUCAGUCUAAUGCAUUUACCUCUUUUCAGUGCAAAUAUAUAUCUCAUAUUAAGGUUACAAAGCUUGAUGGUACAGCAUAUCCACAGAAUUCACAAGAAAAUACAUUUAGUCCUAAUUCUCUUGAGUUUCAUGUAUAAAUAGUCCAUUAUCUAUAAACAGUCUACAGUAGUCCAUUAAUGAUAUACAGAAGUCCAUAUCGAGUGUCCUACACACAGAACGUCUACCCACAGUGCUGCAGACUUUUAAUAGAUUUGGAAAAGACCCAACUCCAAGACUAACACAAAAAUAACGCUCUUCAGCAGGCGAUCCUUUCAUUUCCCUACGCAUCUUCCUCCUCAGGUCUUCUGCUAGUUUCAACAGGGAUCAGAAACCGGGAAAAUGACCUCUCAACGUACUGGAAAACGAAUCCAAAACUUGCUAGCUUUGACACUCAUUGUGAAACCAAAUGGCAUGAUGUGGGUUUCAGCAAAACAAACGAUAAAUCACAUGAGAAUAAAUAAACAACAGGAGCAGCAUAUUGACUGUAAACUGG
This is a messenger RNA of Triplophysa rosa, 2001 nucleotides long. RefSeq names its product SH2 domain containing 1A duplicate a (gene sh2d1aa). NCBI's taxonomy places the organism in Eukaryota, Metazoa, Chordata, Actinopteri, Cypriniformes, Nemacheilidae. The transcript has 3 exons. The coding region runs from base 23 to 352 and encodes 109 amino acids. The record is from RefSeq and is a predicted model, not a curated record.